Molecule: messenger RNA, 327 nt
Organism: Pelobates cultripes (western spadefoot toad)
Lineage: Eukaryota; Metazoa; Chordata; Amphibia; Anura; Pelobatidae
Source: the annotation of a GenBank genome assembly
AUGGGACUGCCCUCCAUAGAGACAUAUUACCGCGCCGCUCACCUGCACAGACUGACGGACUGGCACGCACAACACCCAUUAAAACAAUGGGUGACCAUUGAGCUAGAACAAACUGAUAGAAAAAUACCCUCUAGGCUUUGGCUACAUACUGCCACAUACGCCGACCUGCACACCGAGAACCCACUAAUUGACGCCACGCUCCGAGUGUGGAUAGCUAUACGCUACCGACUGCAACUCACAAGUUCUCCUAGCCCCUUGACACCCAUCACACAUAACCCAGACCUGGCCGAUGCUCUAACCCCACAAGACCUAGCCGGCCUCCAGCAG